GAUUCACCAAAUCCAAACCCAUGUCCUCUUUUUCUAUAUUUUCCUCAUCCAAAAACCAUUCACGUGAUAGAUAUUCUUCCCUCUUCCCCCUUCCACCUUCCUGUGUAUUAUUAUUAUUAUUAUUUGCAGGUCCCCUCCCAUGGCGUCCUCCUCUAAUCUCCCCCACCACCAUUAACCAUGAUAUCCACCAACACCAUCAUCUUCCUCUUCUUCACCCUCUUUCCCUCAGCAUUAACCCUCUCACCACCACCACCUCCUCCCGACGCAUUAUCCAUUCUAGCCUUCACAUCCAAAGCUGACCUCCACAACAACCUACCGUUCUCCAUCAACACAACCUCCACUCACUGCAAAUGGCAAGGCGUACAAUGCCAGUCAAACGGUAAAGUCAUCCGUCUCGUUCUCGAAAACCUACACCUCACCGGCGUUUUCGCAUCCAACACAUUAACUCUUCUCGACCAGUUACGAGUACUCAGCCUCCAAAACAACUCUCUCACCGGCACCAUACCAGACCUCACCAGACUUAUCAACCUCAAAACACUGUUUCUCAACCACAACCGUUUCUCCGGUACCAUUCCGGUUUCAAUCUCAUCUCUUCACCGUCUUAAAACCCUAGAUCUGUCCUUCAACAGAUUAUCCGGUCCUAUUCCUGUCAAUAUUACUAAUCUAGACCGGUUGAACUAUCUCCGGCUCGAUUCUAACCGUCUUAACGGUUCUGUUCCUCCUCUGAAUCACUCGUCUCUUCAGAUCUUUAACGUCUCGUUCAAUAAGCUGUCCGGUCCGGUUCCGGUGACUCCGACGCUAGCUAACUUCACUACGACGUCGUUUUCACACAAUCCUGGACUUUGCGGUGAGAUCGUCCGUACUGAAUGCAGCUUCAUCGGUCCGUUCUUCGGUAAAAACGCCACGUCAUCAUCUUCAACAUCAGCACCACCACCUGGAAUAAUGUUAGGACAAAGCGCACAGUUGCAAGAAGGAAUCCAGAACAUUCAAAAUCACAACUCAGAUUCAAGUAACCACAAACGAUUAGCGUUAAUUCUAGGCUUCUCCAGUGGCGUAGUUCUACUACUUUGUUCUGUUAUGUGUUUACUUCUAUCAACCAAAUCAUCAUCAAAGAAGAAUAAGAAUAAUGGAAACAUCGUGUCAACGACGAGUGAGAUGAUGGAACUGGCGGAAGCUGCUGACGCUGCAGCUGACGUGAUCAGGAUACAUGAAACAAACGAGCUAGAAGAGAAGGUGAAGAAGGUGCAGAACGGGAUAGCGAUGAGGAAGAGCGGGAAUUUAGUGUUUAGUGCGGGUGAAACGCAGGUGUAUAGUAUAGAACAGUUGAUGAGAGCAAAUGCUGAGUUGUUGGGGAGGGGGUCGUUGGCGAGUACGUAUAAAGCGGUGCUGGAGAAUGGUUCGAUUGUGUGUGUGAAGCGGUUAGAUGGUUCGAGGAUGUGUGGGACCAGUAAGGAGAUGUUUGAGAGGCACAUGGAUGCGGUUGGUGGGUUGCGCCACCCGAAUUUGGUCCCGCUUAGAGCGUAUUUUCAGGCCAAGGAAGAGAGGUUGCUGGUUUAUGAUUAUCAGGCUAAUGGGAGUUUGUUUUCUCUCAUUCAUGGGUCAAAGUCAACGAGAGCAAAGCCUUUGCAUUGGACAUCAUGCUUGAAAAUAGCAGAAGACGUGGCACAAGGCCUAUCUUACAUCCACCAAGCAUGGAGGCUUGUUCACGGCAACCUUAAGUUAUCAAAUGUCCUCCUAGGUUCCGAUUUCGAAGCCUGUCUCUCCGACUACUGUCUUUCGGCCCUAGUAGACAGCGGCGGCGGCAAUGUUGAUUCUGAUUCUGCAGCCUAUGAGGCACCAGAAACACGCAAGUUAAACCACCAGCCAACAGCCAAGUCCGAUGUCUACUCAUUCGGGGUUCUACUGCUUGAGCUUUUAACUGGGAAGCCUGCGGCGGAGCACCCGCAUUUGACGCCAGAUGAUAUGGUGAAUUGGGUACGGUCAAUGAGGGCCAUGAAUGGCGGAGAGGACAACCGGCUGAUUAUGAUGGUUGAGGUGGCGUUAGUGUGUAGGGUGAGCUCGCCGGAGCAGAGACCCACCAUGUGGGAAGUAUUAAAGAUGAUUCAGGAGAUCAAGGAAGUUGCUGUAACAGAGGAACUAAAUGAGACCUUAUUGUGAAGCAAUUUGCCCUUUUUUAUUAUUAUUUUUUUUAGUUUUUUAUGUGUUGUAAAGAUUCGGGUUCCAAAAAUGAAGUUAUGAUGAUGAGAGAACAAUUAUUGCAUGAUGGGUCGUGGGGUAGAAUGCAUGUUCACUUCCAAAUCAAACGUACCCUUAAAUGCUUUUGUUAAUGUUAAUCUUUUUUUUUUUUUUUGCUCCA
Helianthus annuus (common sunflower) is the source of this 2356-nucleotide messenger RNA. RefSeq names its product probable inactive receptor kinase At5g67200. Gene Ontology annotation, molecular function: ATP binding; protein kinase activity; protein binding. NCBI's taxonomy places the organism in Eukaryota, Viridiplantae, Streptophyta, Magnoliopsida, Asterales, Asteraceae. The coding region runs from base 178 to 2157 and encodes 659 amino acids. The record is from RefSeq and is a predicted model, not a curated record. Gene Ontology annotation, biological process: protein phosphorylation. The transcript has 2 exons.